Molecule: messenger RNA, 1628 nt
Organism: Solea solea (common sole)
Lineage: Eukaryota; Metazoa; Chordata; Actinopteri; Pleuronectiformes; Soleidae
Gene: srsf9
Product: serine and arginine rich splicing factor 9
Exons: 5
Coding region: 172-948 (258 amino acids)
Cellular component (GO): ribonucleoprotein complex; nucleus; cytoplasm
Molecular function (GO): mRNA binding
Source: RefSeq, a predicted model, not a curated record
UAAGCAGCGUUAGGGUUUGGCGGAAAUCGGAAGUAGAAGAAGACAAGCAGACACCGAGCCGUCUCUGCUUGCAGCGACCAGCUACCAUCGCGGAACUAGCGCUGUGUGCUAAUCGGUAGUAUUAAACAUACGAAAAAAAGCCUCAUCGAAAGCACCACCUAACUGCCCACCAUGUCGGAUGGAAGAAUCUAUGUGGGGAAUCUUCCCAUGGAUAUCCAGGAGAGGGACAUUGAGGAUCUCUUCUACAAAUAUGGAAAAAUCCGUGAUAUUGAAUUGAAGAACAAUAGAGGCACUAUUCCUUUUGCCUUUGUCCGUUUUGAAGACCCACGGGAUGCGGAUGACGCUGUCUAUGGAAGGAAUGGAUAUGGAUAUGGAGACUCCAAGCUGCGAGUAGAGUAUCCUCGAUCUACUGGGGCUAAAUUUGGCCCCAUGGGAGGAGGAGGAGGAGGAGGAGGAGGUGGUGGUGGUAGUGGUGGUGGUGGUGGAGGACCUAAGGGAAGGUUUGGACCUCCAACUCGAAGAUCUGAAUUCCGCGUCAUAGUGACUGGAUUACCACCAAGUGGCAGCUGGCAGGAUCUAAAGGAUCAUAUGCGCGAGGCAGGGGAUGUUUGUUUUGCAGAUGUGCAGAGAGACGGAGAGGGUGUGGUGGAGUUUCUCCGUCGGGAGGACAUGGAGUAUGCUUUGCGCAGACUGGACCGGACCGAGUUUCGUUCACAUCAAGGCGAGACUGCUUACAUUCGUGUCUUCGAGGAGAGGGGCACUCCCAACUGGGGUAGGUCACGCUCCCGCUCCAGGUCCAGAGGCCGCUAUUCACCUCCCUACCAUAACAGAGGCUCUCCCCCUCCGCGCUACCAGUCGCCACCACGGCACACUAUGUCGCGUCACAGCCCACCCCCCAGGAGGCACCCUCCUCAGCACCAUAGCCCACCACCACGCCAUUAUCGAUAGAAAGGCCUGCCAUUUACAGAGGAAUUUGGGAAAAUGUUUUGUAUUUCUACUUUUAAUUUUUUUUCCCAGACCUCAUAGGACAUACCAUGGUUACUUCUAGCUACAUACAUUCCACUGUCAGGAUGGCCUGGACCUGUUCCUUCCCACAGCCCGUAAAUUUGUUUUUAUUUCUUUUUUUAAACAUUUGUGUGUUAUCUGUAAGUGGGAUUAAUAUUUUAUCCCCCUUGGUAAGAUAAUAGUGUUUGUCAGUUAUAUAACAUUGGAAGUUUCUUUUGCAAAAAUUGAAUAGAAUAAUUAAAUCCUGGGUUGUGAUGGCAGACGGAUGCCAGUACAAAACUGGAAUGCAGUCUUGUCCAAAACAAAUUACACAUUACUCCCGUGAUCAUAUUGAAGUUCAUGCUCUUUUGUUUUGUUUUUUUUAUCUUGACAAAAUCUUUCCCCUUUGUGUCACAAUUUUGCUGCCUGAUGUGUGAAGUUUUUGCCAAAUUAAGAACCUGUGAAGUUUUAUCAAUAUCCUCUUACUCUUACAGAUUAGUGAGCCUUUUACACUAGUGUCAUGUCAUGUUGACCGUGAGCCUCAAUUUUCUGGGUUUUUUGUAUGUGCGAGCCUCUGACCGAGGUGGCCUGUAGGUGGACUAUAAUUUGCAUGCAUUUCUUUACCAAUAAAAUGCAAACUUUUA